Messenger RNA from Cicer arietinum (chickpea), 2577 nucleotides. RefSeq lists its product as uncharacterized. NCBI's taxonomy places the organism in Eukaryota, Viridiplantae, Streptophyta, Magnoliopsida, Fabales, Fabaceae. Gene Ontology annotation, biological process: regulation of monopolar cell growth. The record is from RefSeq and is a predicted model, not a curated record.
AAUAUCCUGGUCUUGAACAGUUGAAUAGCGCCCACCCCGUUUUAAAGACCCGAGAAGCGGGAGUGUAAGGAUAAAGGUAUCCCACCCCAUCUAAUGAGACUGAGUUUCUGAGUUAGACUGUUUAGUACAAUUGUUUUAGGAAUGGAGGCUUCACCAUCAACACAAAACAAACCCAAUUAAAGACAAAGAUAGUGAGUGUGAGUGUGAGAGUGAAUAACAAACACAAGACCCUCUAAACUAAACUAAACUUAAUUAAAAUGAAGGCGAGUAUAGACAUAGUUACUGAUCAGAAUCUAGAAAAUCAAUUUCACAAACAUAUGGGGUGCAUGGCUGGUUUUCUUCAAAUCUUCGACCGCAACCACAUUCUCUCCGGCAAACGCAUCCACUCCACCAAAAGACUAACUCCUCCAUCACCGGAACAACCGAAGAAAGACGACGGCUCACCGGCGUUAUCAGCACCGUCACCAGUUAGAAAAGUCCAAUGCGAAGCUAAACCGGUUCUUCCAGUUCUUGAAUUCAAGGAAGGUACAAGGUCUUCCUGGAAAUUCUCAAGAGAAGCUCCGAGAUUGUCUCUAGAUAGCAGAGCGGUGGUUGAUGCCAAAGGAUCCCUUCAUCCAAGAGAGAUCCGAACAAACGCAACCGCGAAUCUCGAAAACGACGACGACAAACAGCGUCGUUCCACCAGCAGCGUAAUCGUCAGACUGAUGGGUCUUGACACUUUACCAACGGACUCCGUGGCUAAGCUGCAAAGAUCCGCUUCAGAGUCCAGAGUCUCCAGAGAUCUCUCCAACAAGUACAUUCAACGUUGCAAUGUGGGCUUGGGCUUGAGCCAAGCCCAAAUGAAGAAUAAUAAUAACAACAACAAGACUAAUCCUUGUAAUUUAGUUAAUUUGAAUGUUAUUGAUAGCAAUGUUAAUUGUUAUUAUGGUAGAGUUACAGAAGGAGUGAGAGGUUCACUUCCUAUGAAGCAGAAUAAAGGAACAUUACAAAAGAAGAAGAGUUUUUAUGACUCUGCUGAUUUUUUUCCUGAACCCAAACACACUGCUUCGAUCUAUGGAGAGAUUAAGAGAAGGUUGGAGAUGCGAGGAAUUAACCAACCUUCUCAUGAUCCCGAAACUCUUAAGCAUAUCUUAGAUGCUUUACAGCUUAAAGGUCUUCUUCAUUCUCAUAAACCAAACCAAUCUCCCAUUGUUCUAAUGAAACCAAAUAGAUCUUCCACUAGGUUCAAUCCAACUGGUUAUGAUUCUCCACCUCCGCAUUCCACCGCUCGGUCAAGUCCACGUGCUCGCCGGAGCACUAGCCCAAGCCUCACCAGCGAGAAUGAGCGUAGUGUAAGAGGUCAAGCUAGGUCCAGAAACUCCAGCCCGAACCGGAGAAAUGUUCCGAACGUGGAGACGACGCAUAGGAGAGUGAGUAAUGAAGGUGUUGAUUCAAGAAGAGUGUCUCCGGUAAAUUCACCUAAAUUAAGUUCAAGAAGAAAUGUCUCGGGUCAGAUUGCGACAGUUGGAUCGCCGAGGAUGAGAAAAUCAAUUGAUCCUAAGGUGAAAAUGGUUGGUGUAGCAGAAGAUGAAUCAUCCACAAUUUCAGAGAAUAGCUUCACCACUUCUAAUUCACAUACGGAUACAGAGAGGUAUAAACUGGAAGAGUACAGGGAAGGUAGGAAUCUGCUUGAUAGAUGUGAUAAGUUGCUGAACAGCAUAGCAGAGAUAACAGCAGCGAACGAGUUGCAGCCGAGUCCUGUAUCUGUGCUUGACUCGUCGUUUUACAAGGACGAAUGGUGCUCACCUUCACCAAUAACCAAACGGUGCAUUGAUUACAAAGAUCAAGCGGCGGAAUCAGAAGAUGAUAUGUGGAGUGCAGGGGAAGGCAAAUCCGAGGAAGCAACAUCGGAGGAUUGUGAUUUCGUUUACGUCUCGGAGAUUCUUCGUGCUUCUAGUUACUUCCCUGAAGAUUGUGACAUUUUCCUUUUACUCGAGAAGCAACAAUGUCUAAAAGGGAAGGACACUUCAAAAGCUUCAACGCUUCAGAGGCGGUUAAUUUUCGACACGCUUCAGGAAAUUCUUAACCGGAACCAACGGUUACCGCCGUGGAAGGCGGUGUCUAAGGGGGAAGAGACGCAGAAGAUCUGGUCGGAGUUUCGGAGGAUACGAGAGAGGGAGGAAUCGGUGUCGGAGGAUUUGUUUGCAGUGAUAUGUGGUAUGUUGAAGAAGGAUAUGGCGGAGGAGAUGAGUGUUUGGGGUGAAUGGACGGUGGAGAUGGGAGAUCUUGUUUUGGACAUCGAACGGCUCGUAUUCAAAGAUUUAAUUGGUGAAACCAUACAACAUCUCGCUUCAUUUGCACCUUAUUGUAACAACAAACUAGAGGCGCUUCGUAGGAAACUUGUCUUUUGAAUUCCAAUAACAACAUUCAAAGAAAAUUAAAGAAGAAGAAAGAUUCGCACGCUUUGUUUAAAUUUUCGCGCGCUUGCUUUGUUUUCUUUUCUUUUCUUUUUUGCUUGCUUUCUACUUCCAGUCAUUUUGAUUUAACUUGUUCAUUUUCAUGACAAAAUUAGGAAUUGAAAAUUCUGAAAUUUAGACA